AAUAAGGAGGAACGGGUCGUCGACCAAAGUUAAAAGCCGCCUCUCCUCGCCCUUUAAAGCCCAUCUCUCUCGAUCGCCUUCUUCCCACUCCGACAUCCACAUGGAUCAAGAGGAGAGGCUAAGCUUCUUCCCCCCGGACUCCUACUCCGACCUUGACAGCAGCUUCACCAGCUCAACGACGUCCGCCUCCACCUUCAGUGCUCGCAGCAGUCUCAGCUUGCCCUCCUCCGCCUCGUUCGCUCUGAAGCCCCUCCCCCAUAACUGCUCCGAUCCCCACUGGUCCGCCCUCCGCGCCGCAGCCAACCUCUCCCCCGAUGGCCUCCUGCACCUUCACCAUCUCCGCCUCCUCCGCCCUCUUGGCUCUGGUCACCUCGCCCGUGUCUUCCACUGCCGUCUCCACGGCUUCGACGACGGCCAUUCUCCUGCUGAAUUCGCCCUGAAGGUCAUCGACCUCGAUGCGCUCUCGCGAACCUCGUCCGACUAUAAGAAACCGGAUGAUUCCGAGUGUGAUGAGGAAACCGGCGAGGGUGGCGGACGGGGGAAGAUGUGGCACGUGCGGGCGGAGGCGCGGGUGCUGGCGGAGAUGGACCACCCGUUCCUCCCGACUCUGUACGCGCGGCUUGACGCCGGACACUACGCGUGCUUCCUCAUCGACUACUGCCCCGGCGGCGACCUUCACUCCCUCCUCCGCCAUCGCCGAGGCCAUCGCCUCCCGCCGGCAGCAGCCCGGUUCUAUGCAGCCGAGGUCCUGGUCGCCCUCGAGUACCUCCAUGCCCUCGGCUUCGUCUACCGCGACCUCAAGCCCGAGAACGUCCUCCUCCGCUCCGACGGCCACGUCAUGCUCUCCGACUUCGACCUCUCCUUCCGCUCCCACGUCUCGCCAACACUACUCCACCGUCGUCGCCGCCUUCCUCGCCGAAAGAGUGGCCUCCUCUGCUGCCUCGUAGGCUGCAGCGCCUCAGGCGAGGACGAGGAGCUCGAGUGCGUGGCGGAGCCGUCGUCGGCCUUCUCGAGGGCAUCCGUCGGGACCCACGAGUACCUUGCUCCGGAGGUGGUCAAUGGCAGUGGCCACGGCAACGCCGUCGACUGGUGGGCGUUCGGGGUAUUCCUUUACGAGCUCUUAUACGGGCGAACCCCCUUCAAGGGCGCAACCAAGGAGGCGACGCUGCGGAACAUCCUGACGCGGGAGGUGAAACUCCCAGACACCAACGGCGGCGACGUGGUCGAAGGGGGCGACAUGGCGAAGGCGAGGGACCUGAUCGCGCAGCUCCUGGUGCGGGACCCGGCGAAACGGAUGGGGUCCGUGCUGGGGGCGGCCGAGAUCAAGCGGCACCCCUUCUUUGCAAGCGUGCGGUGGCCGCUCAUUCGGUGCGCCCGACCACCGAUACCGUGUGGCCCAGCCACCGGGCCCCUGGUGCCGGCGACCAAUGAGGGUAGCGGGCGGUGGUGGACUGCUGGGAGAAAGAACGCCACCCUCGAUAGCAACCAUAACAGCAGUAACGAUCAUAGGAAGACGAAGAAGAAGAAGAAGAAGGGAAUCAAACUGGGAUUCGGGGCUAAAGCAGCAGCACCUAACAAUGUAAUAGUGUAACUUUGACUGUACAAAGUAGUUUCUGUAAGUACACCAAAUCUUCCUCAACUUCUCGUGUUCUAAUCGGCGACAGACCGACGACGACCUGAAUGGAUCGGUCGCCAUGUUUCUUGAUAAUGAGAUCUCAGAUCUCCACACAAGUUGUGUUGGAAGGUGGUUCUAGUUAUUAGAGACGGAUCAUUUCAUUUCCA
Musa acuminata subsp. malaccensis (wild Malaysian banana) is the source of this 1782-nucleotide messenger RNA. Its product is annotated as serine/threonine-protein kinase WAG2-like. NCBI's taxonomy places the organism in Eukaryota, Viridiplantae, Streptophyta, Magnoliopsida, Zingiberales, Musaceae. Gene Ontology annotation, biological process: protein phosphorylation. Gene Ontology annotation, cellular component: plasma membrane; nucleus; cytoplasm. The record is from RefSeq and is a predicted model, not a curated record. Gene Ontology annotation, molecular function: ATP binding; protein serine/threonine kinase activity.